CGUCGGAUACAAUUUUCUUGGUCUCUUCUUCUUAGUUUCAUUCAUUCUUUCGCUGCUAGUCCAUCAUCAUUAUCAACAAUGGUUGAUGCUCUUGUUUCCAGUGUCAUGCAACAAUUGGGCACCAUCAUCCAGAAGGAGGUCGAACAAGAGGUCCGAUUGGUCGUCGGUGUGAAAAAAGAAGUCAAAAAGCUGUCCCAUACUUUCACCAAAAUCCAGGCUGUGCUCAAGGAUGCUGAAGAGAGGCAAAUCAAGGACAAUUCAGUGCGGCUUUGGCUACAAGAUCUGAAAGACGUAGCCUAUGACAUUGAUGAUGUGUUGGAUGAGUGGAGCACUGAAAUUCUCAAAUCUCAAAUAGAAGGUGUUAGCAGCAUCAGUCUGACUAAGAAGGUAUGCCCCCCUAGCAACUUGUUUUCUCCUUGCUGCUUUAGUUUCAAGAAAAUUGGUCUGCGCCAUGACAUUGGUCAUAGGAUAAAAGAGAUAAAUGAAAGGGUAGAUGAAAUUGCAACUCGGAAAGAUAAUUUUCAUUUUAUUGAAACUACUAUUUCUAGAAAUGAAAUCAUCAAAUAUGAUGAGCCAAGCGGAAGGAAUCUAGAAAGUAGCUCCAUCGUUGAUGUCUCGGAAGUAUUUGGUCGUGAUGAGGAUAAAAAUUUCAUAAUAAGCAAGUUGGUAAGCGAGGGCAGUAGUACUCAACAAGAAAUGGUUUCUGAUGAUCAAGAAGUCUCCAAAAUAAUAAUCUCUAUCGCUGGCAUGGCCGGUAUGGGCAAAACAACACUUGCCCAAUUGGUCUUCAAUGAUGAUAGGGUGAAAAACCAUUUCAACAAGAGAAUGUGGGUACAUGUGUCUAAACCUUUUGAUAAAAUGAAGGUUGCCAUGCGUAUUAUUGAAGAAAUCGGCGGUGGUGGUGGGAACAUUAAUGCCUCCCAAGGUGGUCAUCAUGAUAUUGCAUGGGAAUCUGUGCAUCGUCAACUGACUAGUUCUGUUGAAGGAAAGCAUUUCUUACUAGUGUUGGACGAUGUGUGGAAUGAGGAUCAUAGUUUGUGGUAUCCAUUGUGGCUUUCUCUCAAACGUGGUUCUCUAGGAAGUAGAAUUAUUGUAACAACUCGCAAUGAGAAUGUUGCAUCCAUGAUGGGUACCACAUAUAUACAUAAAUUAGGAGAAAUGUCCGAUGAAGGUUGUUGGGCAGCGUUGAGAUAUUAUGCCUUUCUUGGAAGGAAAAAGGAAGAGUCUAAACAAUUGAAAGAAAUUGGCAUGAAACUUGCUAACAAGUGUAAGGGAUUGCCUCUUUCGGCAAAGACUUUGGGAAGUCUUUUGCAUUUGAAAAAGUCAAAACAAGAUUGGCAAUAUAUAUUGGAAAGUGAUGUAUGGAAGCAACCAAUCUUGCCGGCUCUGUUACUAAGCUAUAACGAUUUGCCCUCUCAUUUGAAACAAUGCUUUGCAUAUUGUUCAAUCACACCGAGAGAUUAUUGCUUUGAAAAAUUAUCUACAGUCAGAGAAUGGAUCGCACAAGGCUUUCUUGGUGAUAGCCUGGCAACAGGCUGUGGGGAUUUGUUUAAAGUAGGUGAUGAGUGCUUUAAUAGUUUGGUCAUACGCUCAUUUUUUCAAAAAAACAUUAACUAUUCGAAGGGUAUCAUAGAAUAUUAUGGAAUGCAUGAUCUUGUCCACAAUUUUGCAAACUCCCUUGUAGAAAAUGAAUGCUUUACUUUUACAACUAAGGAUACUAUUGCUCAGGAAUCCAACUUUAGUAGAGCUCGUCAUUUAUCUCCAUUAACAGAAGAGAUAAGCAUGAUUCCUUCUUCCCUUUAUAAGAUGAAGAAUUUGCGCACUCUUAUAAUCUAUGGGAAAAUUCCUAUAGUUUCUUUUGAGUUAUUUGGUCACUUAACAUGUCUGAGGACACUACAUUUGGGUGAGACUUACCUUGAAGAGCUUCCAAAUGAGAUAGAGAAGUUGAUCCAUCUAAGGUACCUUAACUUGUGUGUUGCAAGGUUUAGAGAACUACCUAAAUCAGUGACUAAUUUGUACAAUUUGAGUGUAUUAUGCCUUGGUGGAUGCACGAAUCUUUGUAAACUGCCUGAAGGGAUUGGGGGAUUGGUCAAUUUGAUGGAUCUUGAUCUGACAGAAUGUUGCCAACUAAGCUACUUACCAGAAGGGAUUGGAAGAUUAAGCAGAAUGCGUCGCUUGUCAGACUUCAUUAUUGGUGGGAUGGAAAGCGGAGGUUGCAAGAUUGGAGAAUUGAAAUAUCUCAACUUCCUUAAAGAUUCUCUACGCAUAAUAGGUUUGGGGAGAGUGGAAAACGGAGAUGAAGCUAAGCUGGCAUUCUUGAAGAAUAAGCAACACCUUCGUGCUUUGUAUUUCUAUUUUAAUCAAUAUACGGGUGUCUCAAUAGUUGACGAGGAGGGCGAUGAUGAAGCACUUGACAACCAAGAAAAAGAAGAAGCAGAAGCAAAAGCAAAAGAAAAAGCUGGUGUUUCACAGGUUGAUGACGGAGGGGAUAUAUUAUCAAGGAGGAUGGAAGACGUGCUGGGAAGUCUCGAACCACAUCGAAACCUUGAGAAACUAACAAUAAAUGACUAUCUUGGUGUUGCAUUCCCUAAUUGGAUGUGUAGUCAUGCAGACUUCGUGAUUUUCUCCAAUCUAGUUUUCUUGCAACUCUAUAACUGCAGGAAUUGUAAGCGAUUGCCUCCAACUCUAGGUAAACUACCAUUCCUUGAAAUCCUUGUAAUAGGUGGAAUGGAUAAGGUGAAACUCAUGGGUGUUGAGUUUUUUGGAAUCAAUCAUGGUGUUACAAAAAGUGACUCUGGAGUUGAUGCAAUAUUCCCGAAGUUGAAAGUAUUUCAGUUGUCGGAAAUGCUGGAUUUGGAGGAGUGGAAUGUGAGGAUACGAGAAGAAGAAGGGAAAGGGUUCGUCUUUAUGCCAUGUCUCCAGUAUCUUGUUCUUGCUGUAUUGCCCAAGCUAAGUUCGUUUCUCCAACACCUUACCCAGGUUACAUCCCUGAGAAAAUUGUUCAUAUGGGAGUGUCCAAAGUUGAAUUCGAUGUCAUCAUCUCUAUCCUCCCAUCUUCCUGUUCUACACGUUGAGGAGUUGAUUUUAAAAAUGAACGCAGGUUCAUUUUCAAAGUCAUUAGUAUCAAACAACCACAUGUUCCUCCCUAAGCUCAAGUUGUUGCGUGUAAGACAAUCACCUUACUCGUCGUUACAUCAAGGCUUAGGGCAACUCACAACACUUGAGAUUCUAGAUAUCCGAACCUGUUCUAAGAUCAAGUCAAUACCUGAGGAGGAGUUGGAGCAUCUCACCGCACUCCGAGAGUUGAGGAUCAUGAGGUGCCCUUCCUUGAGACAACGUUGCCGAAAGGAGGAAGGGGAAGAUUGGAGAAAGAUAUCGCACAUCCCAAACAUCUUCUUCGAUGACGAGAAGAUCAAAUGAGGAGACAUUUCCACAAUAAGAGGCCAUGGAGGAAAGUUAGUUAUUUGAGGUUCAAGAAACCAGAGAGCCUUGAAUGUUCAAUACCUAAUUUUGGACGGAAACGAACCCAACCUACUCCUAGUUAGGAUUUCAGGUUGAGCAGUAAUCUUGCGUUCAACACUGGCAGAUCGAGGAGUCUGAGAAUGUCAGAAAAAUUCUAUGUUCUUGAGCUCAAGAGAGAUUUUCGCCCGCCUUUGUUGCAGAGCAUCAAUGUCAAUUGCCACACAUAGGGCCUUCUCCAUGCUGGUGUGUUGACUCGAUCUAGUGGAGGAGCAAGGAUGAUUUGGCAGAGGAAAUAGCUCAUUUUCCACAUGAAUCAUUAAAUUGUGGCUGAUCAACCCACAUUAACCAAAGGGAUUUGACGCUCAGGAUACUAGAGAACUUGAAUGCUUGAUACCUAAUGCUUGAGCUGGUGUAGGAUGGAAACAAACACGGCCUGCCUCUGUCACCACCAGUUCACCACCAAGAGCAUGGAAGAGCAUCCAAUCCAAUGAUGUGUGUUCUUGGCAGACUCUGCGCUGUUAAGAAGCUGAAGUUAGAGGUUUGUUUUAUAAGGUUUUGAGAUACUGGCCAAAUGCGAGAGAGACUUCCUACUGCAUUCAACGAUCUGGAGAUCCAGAGACUCAGAUUUACAAAACCAAUCCAAGUGAGAUCUCAAUGGCAUGUCUUGUAAGAAGAUCCCAUAAUUUACAGAAAUUCCAGAUCAAUCAUCUAUUACCAAGCCGUUUUUGGAUUUCCUCAAUCUCAAGGCCCUCAAUUUCGGUGAUGAAAGCAAGAUUGAUUUGAAACUGUGAAAUGUGAAAUUUCAAUUCAUCAAGCUGAUACUUGACAAUUCACCAGACCUUGAAGAUAUUGACAAUGCAACAAGUAAAGGGUAUAUUGCUAUUUCAAGGAGCCUCAGCAGCCAAAAUCGUUUAUAUGCCUCUGUCAAAAUUCAAGGUUUGAUAAAUCUUCAUACAUCUUUCUGGAACAUGGUUGAGUUUCUGUGUUAUUUUCCAUUUUACCAUAUGGUCAUGAUCGAUUUCUUUGGUGGGAAACCACUUGCAGACUGCUCAUAUUUGUUGCAUUCAUAGUUGAUUCCAUUCAAGCUAUAGAUUCACAUUUCAUAAUUCAUAGUAUGAAUAGUGAAUUUAGGUGCUUGAUUAAUAUUGAAUUCAUCAUUUUUUACCUGGAUUCUUCAAGGUUGGGUGGCAAUUAUCCAAUUUCACAAGGAUGGCUUGCCAUAUUCAUACACUUCAGCGGCAAGAUACAUAUUAACAAGCUUUCAAGACUCUUCUUUAAUCAGGUUCAUUUGUCUGUUAAGAUUAGGUUUCUUCUGCAAUCAUCGAGUGGGAUUUGAUUCUGAUCUUCUGUUUCAGCAUCUUCAUCAUCACAUGAAUCCACAUCAAUAUCGGCGAAACUGGCAAGUGGCUGAGGAAACCCAAUCAUCACUUCUGCGCCUUCCCAUCUUCAACUGAAGCAGAACACAGAUGUUGGAGGAGGCCGACGAGGUCCAAUCAUGGCUCUAUCAUCCUCUCGAAGCUGGGCAUUAUUCGGGAAUCGACAUUUCAAUCAGUGGAGUCAGGUUUCUCACCACCAAAAGCAGCCUCAUCUUCUGUUAGCUCUGGCGACGAUUCCUUAAGCUAGAACUUGCUUACAUUUUUACACUAGCUAGAAACUGGGUCUUGACUCUGACUGCAUAGAAGCACAUCAUAUACUUUUCGAAUAAGUUCAAUGAAAACAACCCUUGAAUGAUUUGCCAA
Molecule: messenger RNA, 5201 nt
Organism: Macadamia integrifolia
Lineage: Eukaryota; Viridiplantae; Streptophyta; Magnoliopsida; Proteales; Proteaceae
Product: disease resistance protein RGA2-like
Exons: 7
Coding region: 79-3420 (1113 amino acids)
Biological process (GO): defense response to other organism
Molecular function (GO): ADP binding
Source: RefSeq, a predicted model, not a curated record